AUCACAGCAGUUGUUUCAUAGAUGUGGGCGAAGCCCAGGGGGGGGGCCGCGUCUGUUGCGUGUUGUGGAUGGCGCGGUGUUUGAAUCGUUAUCGCGGCGGAUGAGAUGACGGGAUCAGGGCGGUGAUCACCCGGGGGACAGAUUUCCGAGUGCAUCCCAUAGAUCCAGGACCAUGAGUUGGGUGGUGGAGGAAUGGAAGGAGGGUCUUCCCACCAAGACCCUGCAGAAGAUCCAGGAGCUGGAGAGCCAGCUGGAUAAGCUGAAGAAGGAGCGGCAGCAGCGGCAGUUCCAGCUGGAGUCCCUGGAGGCGGCCUUCCAAAAACAGAAGCAGAAGGUGGAAUGUGAGAAAGGCGAAAUCACGGCGCUGAAAAGAGAAAAUCAGAGUCUAAUAGAAUUGUGCGACAACCAGGAGAAGACGCGGCAGAAGCUGAGCCACGAGCAGCAGGUGAAGGACACGCAGAUCAACUUCCUGGAGGGUCAGCUGAGCGCCAGCAAGAAGAACAUCGAGAAGCUGGAGCAGGAGCUGAAGAGAUACAAGAAUGACCUGGAAAGGAGCCAGCAGUCGUUCAAUGGGGCGGACAUGUCUAUCUGUGUUACCCCCCAGAAAAGCCUUACCGCCUCAUUCACACCUGUCAAGUUUAAUGAUUGUAAGUAUGAAGAGCUGCAAGAGAAGUAUAAUAAGGAGGUGACGGAAAGAAAGAGGCUGGAAACGGAAUUGAAGAUUCUCCAGAUUAAAUUGGUGAACCAGACGUCUCAGCCAGCACCGCAGAACACCAUGAACCACCGUGACAUCGCUCGGCAUCAGUCGUCCUCCUCGGUCUUCUCUUGGCAGCAGGAGCGGACACCGAGUCGCCCAUCGUCCAGCAGCCAUGAUACGUCUCUAAAGAGGAAUUACACUUCAAUCCAUUAUCCAUGGGAGCAGGAGGAGACGCCAAGCAAAAGAGGAUUGAAAUCCGAAGGGUUAAACAGAAGUUUCUGUGAAUCCUCCAACAAUCCAGCAAAUGGUCAGCUCAGAAACCAGAAUCAAGAGCUGAGAGACAAAGUUACGGAGCUGGAGCUUCGCUUACAAGUCCAAGAAAAGGAGCUGAAAAGUCAUCUCCACAAACUCCAAGAGACUCAGACUCUUCUGGACAAGUCACAGGCGGAGCUGGUUGAGAAAGACAAGACCCUGACUAAGAGCCGGGAUGACUUGGCGCGGGUGACCGUACAUCUGGAGCAGUCUGCUGAAAAGUGCUCGUCGACCGAACAGAAGCUGAAGAAAGUUUCCGAAGAGCUGAGCUGUCAGAGACAGAACGCGGAGAGCGCCCGCCUGACCCUGGAGCAGAAACUGAAGGAGCGAGAGAAAGAGAAUCAGCAGGAGCUGCUACGGUCCCAGAAUUCCCUAAAGGAUAUGGAGCAACAACUGAACCAGAUGAAAACCAAACUCAGCCUGGAGUCCCAGCAAGCCAAGAAUGAGUUCAACGCAAUGCAGGCAGAACUCGACCGGGCGACACAUGGGAAGAAGAUUUUAGAACAGGAAGUAGAAGAUUUAAGGCAGAAAUUAUGCAGAGCCGAACAAUCUGUGACCACCAGCCAGAAUCAUGUGACUGAUUUAAAGAAGAACCUGGAGGAGGCCAGGUCCCAACAAAACGCAAUACGCAGUCAGCUGGACCAGAAAACGAAAGAGAACCUGAAACUAGAAGAGGAAUUCAGAACGGCGAAUCAGACUCUGCGACAGAACCAAGUGUUUAUAGAUGAACUGAAAAACAAAAAUAACAGCUUGGAUGUAGAGAUUAAAGCUGCAUUGCAGAAACUUAAGAACCAAGAUUUGACCUCUUUAGAAAAUCUUAAAGCAACAACAAGGAAUCUGGAGAAGGAAAGAGAUUUUGCCAAGGAAUUGCUGCAGAAAAGAGAGAACAAUUUGACCGAAAUGAAUAACGCUCAGGAAAAAAUGUCUGAAGAAUUGUUGACAUUAAAGAAUGAACUUCAUUGUAAAGAGCAAGUAUGUAAAGACUUAAUGCAGUGGAAACAUGAACACGACAAAAAUACGACCACUUCUGUCACCGAGAAGGAGGAGACCUCUAAAAAAUUCCAGGACCUGGAGAGGACUGUUCAGAAUCUAAAAGAUCAGACAACUUUACUGGAAAACGAUAAGAGAAACUUACACACCCAGAUAAAGACCCUUCAAGAUAUCAUUGAAGUAAGAACAGCCGAUCUGGAGGUCCAGAAGGUGAACAUCGCAAAUCUGGACAGUCAGAGGGAGUCAGAAACUCAGAGGUAUCAAAAGGAAAUAAAAGACCUCUUGCAGAAAAUAACUGAACUGGAGGCACUGUCUGCCGAGUCAAGUCGAGUGUCCUUUUUGGAAAAAGAGUUGGAUAUACAGAAAAAUCUAAAGGUGAAACUACAAGAUGAACACGAGCACCUUCUCCGAAGUCAACAGGAAAUCAGAGUCAAAGUCGAAGGAAUGCGUCGGGGUUGUUUGACUAAUUCUACUGGGUUACAAGACGUUUCCUCUGAACCCUUAGUUGAUUUAAUUAUAUCUGUUAUCCGGGAAAAAGAAGAAGAAAUCAGCAAAUUAUUCGAACAGUUGAGCUCGGCCAAAGCAGAGACGGAAUCUGCGUGUCAGAAUAACAAAGAAAUUACCGCUAAGUUACAGUCAUCGUGGUCUGCAGAGAGGGAAACGCUGGCGGCGUCAAUUAAUUCCCUUCAAAAUGACCUUGAAAAGCUGACGGAGGAAAAUAAAAGAAUGGCAGAACUCUGCAAUAAGUGCGAGACAACGCAGCUAAAGAGAGCAAAGAUGGACACUUCAGAGAGAAACUUCUCAGACAAUACAGCAGAAAAUAACCUAAUCGAUGAGUCUAGAGAAGAAAACGCAAACCAGUAUGAAAAGCUAAAGGGAAACGUGGAGGAAAUGAAAGAAAAAAUUAUCAGAGUUCAGCAAGAGAAUGGCCGUCUGCUCAGAGCUAACGAAGAAAUGUCCUCGCUGAUCGGGAAGCUACGAGACAAUGAAUUAUCGCUAAAUAAGACUUUAGAAGAGUUACGGGUGUGUCUGAAGGACAAAGAAACGUCUUUAAGAAAUGCACAAACCAAGAUAGAAUCAAUGAGCACAAGUUGUACAGAGAAAGAGAGCUCAGCGGAGAGAGUCCGGGAGAGUUUGAUAGUCCUGCAGAGCCCACCAGACAGAUCCAAAAGGGAUAAUGGCUCAACUGUGAUGAAAGCCCCUGAAAGUAAAAAGGAGAAUGUUCUCCAUAGUCUGGAUGAAACAAUGCUGGAUGGAAACAGUGAUAGAAUAUUAAUGGAUAAUUCCCUGUUGGAUAUAACGGGAGAUAUUUCUUUAUUCGCACCAUCCGUAGGAUCACAGAAUCGAGAGGAAAAUUUAACACUGUUGAUCAACAUGGACCAGCUGACUUUGGCAUCUGCAAAUGACACCACGCUGCCCCUACCAGAUCUUAGCCAGUUAGAGUCUUUAAAAUGUUCUGCCUUGUCCCCUUUUAUCUCACCACCCAUAAAGGAAAGGGUCGAUGGAAAAGGAGAUAGAAAAUCAAUAACCAGCGAAAUUGUCGACCUACUCCUCGAAUCUCCUCCUCAGCAGCAGCGACAAGUCGUGACCCCGGGAGACAAGAGCAACGAAUGCGCAGAGGUUAAAGACUUGCUUAUGGUCUACCAAAUGGAGCUGAGCAGGUUGCAGAAGCAGCAUUUGUCUGAGAUUGCUGUGUGGCAGCAGAAAUUGGAAGAACAAGCCACAGAAAUGGAGGCAAAGUUGUCAGCUGAGAAGGCAGAGGCGGAGCGCUUGGCCCAGGAGCUGGAGGCUGCAAGGCUUGAACUGCAAGUUUUCGACUUGAGUGCACGCUCCCUGCUGUCGUUUGAUAAUGAUGAUUUAACGUCAAGACUUGAUGCUGCCAACCAGACCCUCUGCACUGUUCUGCCCAUAGAAAGACUUUCACUGGGCAACUGCGAACUGCAAACCCAUGGACACCUAAAGCAAAGUCCGAGAGUCGAGAGGAAAAGUGUUGAUGAGAAUAUUACGGAAAUGGUUCAUAAUGGAAGUCCUAAGGAACAAGAAGAAGAUAUCGAGAAGCCUUCUCGGAAGAGUAAGAGAAAGAAGGGCCGUAGUGGAGGCCAUGUAGACAAGCGGGAAUCUCAAGACGUGUCUGAGGAUCUCCAGCUACAGGCUGAAGAGAAGAAGUUAUGUCAGCUUCUUAAGGAAAGAGAAGAGAUUAAUGUGAAUUUGGUAGCAGAAAUAAAAGAUCUGUCAGGCCAAAUCGAGAGGCUAAAAGCUGAACUUCUUAAAAAAGACCAAGAAAAACAAGAUCUUGAUGAUAAAUCUAAAACGUUCGAAGUGGAAAGAUUGGAAUUACUGGGGGAAAUCGAAUUGAUAUCUAGUGAGAAAUCGCGGUCUGCAAAUAAAAUUGCCCAACUCGAAAAGGAGCUUAACAAUUCACUGAAUGGAAUGGAGAUAUUGAAAGAGCAGAUAUCUGAGCUGUCUAGUAUUCGAGACAGCUUAGAGAUUUCAGGCAAGGAAUGGAAAGAAAGUUACCUACAAACAGAAAGCGAGCUGAGGAGGGCAAAGUCUGAAAAAGCAAAUAUUGAGAACCACGCUCUGUCUCUAGAAGCUGACCUAGAUGUCCUCCAGUCCAAAUGCCAGCGACUACAAGAAGAAAGCGAAGGCAAUUUAAGAUUCUUUAAUGAGAUUCGAGAGAAUCUUAAUACUGUUGAGGCCGAGAAAAGUCAGCUAAGUCAGGACCUGGAGAGUUUAUUCGAAGAAAAGGAAGAACUUGAGCAAAUGUAUAAAAAUCUUAAGGGAAGGGAACAAGAGUUGGAAUCUGGUAAAUCAAACUCAAAGGAACUGAUAAAGAUAUUGGAAGAAGAUUUACGAACUUUGAAGGGAGAACUUCAGGCCGCGAAGUUGACCGCAGAACAAUUUGUGGCCGAAAGGGACUGUAUGUACAGCCUGCAAGAAAAGGAAAAGAUGCAAAUUCAAGAGCUGGAAAAUCAAAUUGAGAGAAUUCUAGAAGAAAAGAAAGUCUUGGUCAAUGAGCGAGAAGAUCUCCAGACACAAAUAAGCUCUGUGCAGGAGGAAAACGAGAAGCUUUCGAGAUCUCUGGAACGGUGUCAAGGUGAGAAGCAUGAGCUGGGCAGCAGCUUGAGUUCUGCUCAGGAGGAAGUUACUCUAAUGCGUACGGGAAUAGAGAAACUUAAAGUGAAGAUCGAAGCCGAUGAGAAAAAGAAGAGUCAAUCGAUGAACAAACUGAAAGAGAGUGAGCGGAAGUUUGACAAGUUGAAUGACCAGAUUGAGUCCUUGGAACGAGAACUGCAAAUGUCUGAAGAGAAUUUAGAGCAUGCCAUCUUGCAGGCUGAGGUGACUAAGGAGGAAUUAGAGGGAGUCACGGAGCAAAAAGAGGCCUUAGAAGUGGAAUUAAAAUGCUUGAGGCAGAAAAUUGAAGAACUGGAAAGAGAACUUCAUAGCAGCCGGGAGAAAAUGGUUGAAUUAGAGGCUACAAUUGCAGCCAUUACCAAAACUCUGGAGGAUAGAGAAAUCGAACAUACUCAGCUUAUGGACAAUUCCAAGAAGCAGCAGGAUUUGUUUCAAGCUGAACUGGAAAAUCUACUCACACAGAAAGCAAUUUCUGACCAAAGAUGUGAAAGUGCCAUGGCCGAAUGUGCCGAUGUUUCAUCCAAAAUGAAGCAACAUAAGGAACAAUUGCUGCAGGAGUUAGAGGAGGCCCAGGUGACCAGCAAAGAUCUCGAGACGUCUCUCCAAAAACUUACUUCGGAACACGAAGAAUGCAAACGUCAGCUAGACGAAAAGACUCGGCAACUGGAGGCCCUCGAAAGCCGAUCGGAAGAUGCAGAACAGAUAGAGAUGAGAUAUUCUACCGAGAUUGCCCGAUUUGAAGUUGAAUGCGAAAAUUUGAAGAACAAAAAUAAGAUUCUCCAUAUAACAUUGGAAAAUUUGGAAGAGAAGCUGCGGACAGUUUCAGCAGAAAAUGAGACUCUUCAAUCCACCAUUGCCUGUCUGAAAACCUCUUGUAGUGACCUCGAGGCACAGAUGGAAUCCACAAAUAUGGAAAAAAAGACUCUUCUGAAUAAGGUGGGGGAGCUGGAAGACAAUUGUUGUGGUUUACAGAGCAAAUUGCAAGAUGCCGAUCUACAUAUCAAAAGUAUUCAGGAGCGGAACAGCCGGGAACAAGUGGAUCAGGAUGAGGAGAUGCAGGCGAUCAGGAGGCAGCACGAGGACAGCAGUGCUCAGCUCCUGACCGCUACAUCUGAGGCAGCAGAAAUGAAGGCGUCCAUAGCUUCCCUGCAGAAAGAACUGGAGUCUCAGGCAAAGAAACAUGAGGAUGAUAUAAUGGAGUAUGAGAAGCGACUUCUCCAGGCCGACUCCAGCCACCAGUCCCUGCUGGAUGAGAUGCGGAAAAAGCAGAACGGAGACCUAGUGUGUUACCGGGAGCAGCUGACAUCACUGGAAACACAUCUUAAUGCUCACAAACAGGAGAUUGAUCGCUUAAAAGCCGCCAAUGGGGAACUGAACGAAUCCUUGUGUAAAGCGCAGGAGCAGCUGGCAGAACUGAGACAACUUAAGGUCAAUCUGUAUAAUUUAACAAAGAAAAAUGCGAAAACCUGCAGUGAUCUCAGUCAAUGGAUGAAGUCAUGUGAAGAGCUUAAAGAGGAGAAGCAGCAGCUGCAGAGGCAAAUCCAACAACAGGAGGAGACACUGAGGGGCCUGACCCAGAAGCACCGCGUCACAGAUAUGAACCCACCUGAUGAUGACUUACUAUCAGAGAUCGAAGAAUUGAAGCAGAGUUUGGAGGAGAAGACCUUGGAGGCAGAUGAGAGCGUAGAGAAGUACUGCAACCUGAUGAUAAAGACUCACAAACUGGAGGAUACCAAUGAGACGCUGAGGAUGCAGGUGGAUGUGCUGAGUGCCAGGCUGAAGGAGAUGGAGGCCGAGAAGGGAGAAGUGGUGGAGGCCAAGAAGGGAGAGGUGGGGGAGGCCAAGAAGGGAGAAGUGGGGGAGGCCAAGAAGGGAGAAGUGGGGGAGGCCAAGAAGGAAGAAGUGGUGGAGACCAUGAAGGAAGAAGUGGGGGAGGCCAAGAAGGAAGAAGUGGUGGAGGCCGAGAAGGAAGAAGUGGUGGAGACCAUGAAGGAAGAAGUGGGGGAGACCCACCAGCCCUCACUGCCUGGAGAGGCUAAGAAACGAAGGAAGAGCAGGCAGUCCUCACAAAGGAAACAAGCGGGCAAGAGACGAAGAGACUCGGAGAACACAAGCCAAACUCCAUCCACACCCCAGGCUGUGACCAAAAGGAUAAAGAAAACUGCAAGUCGGAGCUUAGAAGACGAGUUUGACCCUGAAGGGCUUCCAGAGGUUGUCAAAAAAGGAUUUGCUGAUAUCCCAUCUGGGAAGCAAAGUCCAUUCGUCCUCCGGAGAACAGCGGUGCCGUUAAGGAGGAGCCCCCGUCUCCCGUCACAGACAAAUUCUCCAUCAAUACUGAACGCCCGUACUGAUAGUCUCGAAAACAUUCCUACUAACAGUCCAACACCAGGGGGCAGCAAAUCUCACUUGACAAAGCCCACAGAGGACGACUCUGUGCCGAUGGACGUCCCGUCUCCUCUUUCCGCCUACGACAAAAGGAAGGCCCAAUCGUCUGAUAAUUUCUACGCACACGAACCGGAAAAAGAGCAAGCAAGCGCCAAACUUGAUGAGACUGAAGAAGAGGGAGCGUGUCAAGUGCAGUGAA
Messenger RNA from Hyla sarda, 7718 nucleotides. RefSeq names its product centromere protein F (gene CENPF). Gene Ontology annotation, biological process: regulation of G2/M transition of mitotic cell cycle; metaphase chromosome alignment; mitotic cell cycle. The coding region runs from base 173 to 7717 and encodes 2514 amino acids. The transcript is spliced from 20 exons. The record is from RefSeq and is a predicted model, not a curated record. Gene Ontology annotation, molecular function: protein homodimerization activity; dynein complex binding; microtubule binding. Gene Ontology annotation, cellular component: spindle pole; chromosome, centromeric region; nucleus. Lineage: Eukaryota; Metazoa; Chordata; Amphibia; Anura; Hylidae.